AUGGAUGACGCCUCAAUGGCACCUCGAGGUCCGCCACACCCGCCACGCAUAGUCCAGCAGCGGAUCUAUACCGCACCUCAUCCCAACGAGCCACCGCCUGCAUAUGAUCCGCCUUCAUACGAAGAAGCAACCCGAUCUUCGUCUGCACCCUUGCUUGUAGGACCCAACCUAGGCUACGGAACAUACCAGGCGUACGAAGACCUCGAGGCCAACUCGGUUGCGAGCAGCAAUAUCGAAGAGAGUACAAGAAGCCUUCCGGAAUGGGUGGGACAAGCACUCGUAGUCAUUGUGUUCCUGGCCAUCAUAUACAUGUUUUGGGAAUUCGUCCACGAUGCCGAUCUCGACAACUACCCCUGA
Molecule: messenger RNA, 357 nt
Organism: Westerdykella ornata
Lineage: Eukaryota; Fungi; Ascomycota; Dothideomycetes; Pleosporales; Sporormiaceae
Exons: 2
Coding region: 1-357 (118 amino acids)
Source: RefSeq, a predicted model, not a curated record